Molecule: messenger RNA, 1335 nt
Organism: Mycena indigotica
Lineage: Eukaryota; Fungi; Basidiomycota; Agaricomycetes; Agaricales; Mycenaceae
Product: Tubulin beta chain
Exons: 8
Coding region: 1-1335 (444 amino acids)
Biological process (GO): microtubule cytoskeleton organization; mitotic cell cycle
Cellular component (GO): cytoplasm; microtubule
Molecular function (GO): GTPase activity; GTP binding; structural constituent of cytoskeleton
Source: RefSeq, a predicted model, not a curated record
AUGCGUGAAAUCGUUCAUCUCCAAACCGGCCAGUGCGGUAACCAAAUCGGUGCCCGAUUCUGGGAAGUCGUCUCGGACGAGCACAGCAUUGGUGCCGAUGGUGUCUACAACGGCAAUAACGACCUCCAGCUUGAGCGGAUAUCGGUCUACUACAACGAGGUUGGCGGAAACAAGUACGUCCCUCGGGCGGUCUUGAUUGACCUCGAGCCUGGGACCAUGGACUCCGUUCGUUCUGGACCUCUCGGCACACUCUUCAGACCAGACAACUUCGUCUUUGGGCAAAGUGGUGCUGGCAACAACUGGGCUAAAGGACAUUACACGGAGGGCGCUGAGCUCGUCGACUCCGUUCUGGAUGUUGUCCGCAAGGAGGCCGAGGGCACUGACUCCCUCCAAGGCUUCCAAAUCACCCACUCUCUCGGUGGUGGCACUGGCUCCGGAAUGGGCACCCUCCUCAUCUCCAAGAUCCGUGAGGAGUACCCUGACCGUAUGAUGUGCACAUACUCCGUCGUUCCCAGUCCCAAGGUCUCCGACACUGUCGUUGAGCCCUACAAUGCUACCCUCUCCGUUCAUCAACUCGUUGAGAACUCGGAUGAGACUUUCUGCAUUGACAAUGAGGCCCUCUACGACAUCUGCUUCCGCACCCUGAAGCUCUCUACCCCCACUUACGGCGACCUGAAUAACCUCGUCUCUGUUGUCAUGUCUGGAAUUACGACUUGCCUGCGUUUCCCUGGUCAACUCAACUCUGACCUUCGCAAGCUCGCUGUCAACAUGGUUCCUUUCCCCCGUCUUCACUUCUUCAUGACCGGCUUUGCUCCUCUUACGGCUCGUGGUAGCGCCCAGUACCGCGCUGUCAGCGUUCCAGAGCUUACGGCCCAGAUGUUCGACGCCAAGAACAUGAUGGCUGCCUCUGACCCGCGACACGGACGCUACCUCACUGUCGCCGCCGUCUUCCGGGGCAAGGUCGCUAUGAAGGAGGUCGAGGAACAGAUGCAGAAUGUGCAGAACAAGAACUCGGCCUACUUCGUCGAGUGGAUCCCCAACAAUGUUCUCACUGCCCAUUGUGACAUUCCCCCGCGUGGCGUCAAGAUGGCUGUUACCUUCAUUGGUAACUCAACCGCCAUCCAGGAGCUGUUCAAGCGUGUUUCGGACCAGUUCACCGCCAUGUUCAAGCGCAAGGCUUUCUUGCAUUGGUACACACAGGAGGGCAUGGACGAGAUGGAGUUCACGGAAGCCGAGUCCAACAUGCAAGAUCUCGUUGCUGAAUACCAACAAUACCAAGAUGCGACUGCCGAAGAGGAGGGCGAAUACGAAGAGGAUGUUCCCGUCGAGGAGUAG